This is a messenger RNA of Antrostomus carolinensis (chuck-will's-widow), 1408 nucleotides long. RefSeq names its product tryptophanyl-tRNA synthetase 1 (gene WARS1). Gene Ontology annotation, cellular component: cytoplasm. The annotation marks the transcript as partial. Gene Ontology annotation, biological process: tryptophanyl-tRNA aminoacylation. The transcript is spliced from 8 exons. The record is from RefSeq and is a predicted model, not a curated record. Gene Ontology annotation, molecular function: tryptophan-tRNA ligase activity; ATP binding. Lineage: Eukaryota; Metazoa; Chordata; Aves; Caprimulgiformes; Caprimulgidae.
UUCGGUUUGGCAGCAGUAAAAUUGACACAGAUCUGAUCAAUCGAAUAGAAAGAGCUAUUGGGCAAAAACCUCACCACUUUCUACGUAGAGGAAUCUUUUUUUCUCACAGAGAUAUGGACCAAAUCCUUGACGCUUAUGAAAAUAAGAAGUCCUUUUACCUUUAUACAGGCAGAGGGCCAUCCUCUCAGGCAAUGCAUGUUGGUCAUCUUAUCCCAUUUAUAUUCACAAAGUGGUUGCAAGAAGUAUUUGAUGUUCCCUUAGUUAUACAGUUAACUGAUGAUGAGAAAUACCUUUGGAAGGACCUGACAACUGAGAAGGCGUAUGAAUAUGCUAGAGAAAAUGCAAAAGACAUCAUUGCAUGUGGUUUUGAUGUCAAUAAAACCUUUAUCUUUUCUGAUUUAGACUAUUUGGGAACAAGUACUGGAUUCUACAGAAACAUCGUCAAAGUUCAGAAGCAUGUUACAUUUAACCAAGUGAAAGGAAUCUUUGGCUUUACAGACAGUGAUUGCAUUGGAAAGAUCAGCUUUCCUGCUAUUCAAGCUGCUCCAUCCUUCAGUUCAUCAUUUCCACAGAUCUUCAAUGGCAAGGAGAACAUUCAGUGUCUUAUCCCAUGUGCUAUCGAUCAGGAUCCUUAUUUUAGAAUGACGCGAGAUGUAGCACCUAGAAUUGGACAGCCUAAACCAGCCUUACUGCACUCAGUCUUCUUCCCAGCCCUGCAAGGAGCACAGACAAAAAUGAGUGCUAGUGACCCAAACUCCUCCAUCUUCCUCACUGAUACACCCAAACAAAUCAAGACAAAGAUUAACAAGCAUGCCUUCUCGGGAGGCAGAGAUACUAUUGAAGAGCACAGGAAGUACGGAGGUAACUGUGAUGUUGAUGUGUCUUUUAUGUACCUGACUUUCUUCCUAGAAGAUGAUGACAGGCUUGAACAACUGAAGCAGGCAUACACAAGUGGGGAAUUGCUCACGGGGGAGCUGAAGAAGGUUCUUAUUGAAACAUUGCAGCCCUUGAUAGCAGCUCAUCAAGAAAGACGGAAGCAGGUUACAGAUGAAAUAGUGAAGCAGUUCAUGACUCCACGGAAGCUAGCUUUUGAAUUUUGAAGAAAUGCAUAGUAACUUACCACUUGAUAAACCAAAAACGAGUAAUUGUUGUCUUCUGUUGUAUGUCAUCACUCCCUAGUUAUGUACAGCCUGCAAUCACUGCUUUAUAAAUAUUGCUUUUAAAGAGUUAAUUACAAUGAAUGUCAGAGUACAGGAAAAAUUUAAAAUAAGACUCAUAUCUAUUUAAAAUCAGAAUAUACAGGACAGAAUUGCCCAAUCUUGCAGAAAAGCAUGUCUGUCAGCAUGACACUGUAUUUUAUUGCAUUUCAUGUUGAAAAUAAAAAUAAAACUUCCAUUUUGAUGAUAAA